AUGUGCAACACAAUUUUUUUCCCGUCUAGACAAUUGACCCAAAUACUUGCUCACAAAAAAAUUCUUCUCUCCAACAAAGUCUGUAGGAAACUUAAUGGAAUCAAACUCCAACUAGAUUGCGUCAUUGGCCUAGUCCCUAAAGCCAUCAAGCUGGAAAUAUUCCAAAAUUUGUUGGGAGCUCUUGGUGAUCUUCAAGACACGUUGGCUGGAAUUUUGAAAAAUUUCAAACAAGAAAACAAUGAAUCAGUGCUUGUUGAAGGGAUGAUAAAAUGGGCAGCAAACACAGGAACGGUUAUUUCUUUUCUCACAGAGACAAUCCUUAAUUUACCUGGAUAUAGAAUUGAGGAAGAGCAAUUGGGUCCGAUCGAUGGUCUUCUGAAUCGCUCCAUUGACGUCUACUCUCCAAAAUUAUUCUUCAAUUUUGCACGAGUCAUAGGAAAAACAGAAGAGACAAUCGACUAUAAGGAGGAAAUUGAAGACCACCACCGUCAUCUGGGAAUCUUGAUUGACGAGAUUAGGAGUAUGACCGAGUAUAAAUGA
This is a messenger RNA of Caenorhabditis briggsae, 540 nucleotides long. The transcript has 5 exons. The coding region runs from base 1 to 540 and encodes 179 amino acids. Lineage: Eukaryota; Metazoa; Nematoda; Chromadorea; Rhabditida; Rhabditidae. The record is from RefSeq and is a predicted model, not a curated record.